AUGACACGUAACUCGGACUUCGUGGAUGUCGAUCCGUGGGAGACCCAGGACAAGGAAGACACGGCCGAGGCUUAUUACAACCAGCCUCUCCGCCAGAAGCACCGCAUACUGACCGAUGAGAACCUCAGGCUCAAGCGACUGCUCCGAGAAAACGGCAUUACGUGGUCGCCUAUUGCCACAGCUCACAUUCAUGCUGUGAAGCAUGGAAACUCGGGGCGCAUGACCCGCCGCCGCUCUCUCGCCGCCGCCCCGACGAACCCAUAUCUGCCUACUGAGGUUCUGCUACGCAUACUCAAGUAUGCACUCACAGCGCCCCUCUCGAUCUUCGACCCCCUCUCCAAGCUAAGGCUGGACACCGUCACCGCCGAAGAGAAGGCACGCGGGAACCAGAUCGCCAUUCAUUUUCUCGCCACCUGUAGAGCCAUGCACACGGAAGGAACCCGCAUUCUAUGGGGUCAUAAUUCCUUCACAUUCACCAGCCCCGAGGCCCUCCGUAACUUUGCCGAGCUUGACUUGAACCAUCGAAAGGGCAUCAAAAGUGUCUCGUUCCGCAUCAUUGCCCAAUUCUACGACGACAAGAAGCGUCGUCACCGCCUGCAUCAUACCUAUCACCAGUCCUUGAGGAAAGAUCAUCAACUACCAGUCAACAUGCGCGUCAACGAGCAGACGUACGCUCGCGGCGGCUUCCGCUGCUACUCGUGGUCGCAGAUUGUUGACUUUCUCGCAGCGCUUCGUCCCCCAUUCGACCCGAAGCACGACAAGAAGCAGAUCAGGCCUCGCCUGCUGCCUGCCCUAGAGUCUCUCCAUAUCGACCUGGUCAAUUUCACAGCCGACAAACUUCCCAUGUUUGGAAAUGACAUGCACAAUAUGGCCUCACAUGAGUUGGGAUGUUCUUUGAACGAACUCUACGUGACUGGCCUCCCCAUCGACGACCCCGGAGUCAAGGCCUCCGCCGAGCUUACUGGUCUCCUACGGGAUGAGGGUCUUUACAUGACGGGAGUGCCUGCCUACGUGCAGACGAAGCGAGGGGUUCUUCCGCUCAGCGGCCGUCCCAUCUGUGCUCGAGUUAUUCGCGCCUACAAGUCCCUUCGGGUCGGUUCGCUGGGCACAUCCACCGUCCCCGUCGAUGAUGAACUUAGCGAUAGCGAAGAUACCGACUUUGACGCCUUGGACGGGUCCGGCCUAGACGCUCAUCACUCGCAUAUCCCCACAAUGCCUGCUGCUCCUGCCCAGGAAGGCCAUCCGACCUCUCAUCGAGAGGACAAGGUCAUCUGGAAGCGGGUUCCCAUCUCGCGCAACUCCGGGGAGCGGAAAUGGGUUGAGUUUUGCCGCAGUAGUGGGUAUCCCCUCGAACCACCCGCUGAUAAGAACGGGAAUGACGAUGAUGAAGAGGAUGACGACAGCAUCAGCAUCUGUCCUUGUUGCGGCGAGCCUCAUCCCGGCACCUUCCUUGAUCAGCUCUUGGAUGAGGCCGACUGA
This is a messenger RNA of Verticillium dahliae VdLs.17, 1479 nucleotides long. RefSeq lists its product as uncharacterized. The record is from RefSeq and is a predicted model, not a curated record. Lineage: Eukaryota; Fungi; Ascomycota; Sordariomycetes; Glomerellales; Plectosphaerellaceae. The coding region runs from base 1 to 1479 and encodes 492 amino acids. The transcript has 2 exons.